This is a messenger RNA of Planococcus citri (citrus mealybug), 1738 nucleotides long. RefSeq lists its product as uncharacterized. NCBI's taxonomy places the organism in Eukaryota, Metazoa, Arthropoda, Insecta, Hemiptera, Pseudococcidae. The record is from RefSeq and is a predicted model, not a curated record. The coding region runs from base 313 to 1497 and encodes 394 amino acids. The transcript is spliced from 2 exons.
GUGAAAGUUUUUAUAAUUAUUCUGCAUCGUGAAACAGUAGUUACCUUAACAUUUUUCAUUCGCUGUGCUUUCGUGAGCUUUUGAGCACAAAUACUGCUAGUUCAAUAUAAUCAGUAGCUAUUUAAAAUUGUUGUAAAUUGUUUAUCGAAUAAGAUUUAAUUUACUUUUAUACCAACACAAUUUCGAGAAACAUUUUUUCGUUAUGUUGAAAUCUGAAUUAUUUGAAGUAUACGAGGAAAAAGUAGAAGCAUCCACGUUCUCACUUUCUCAGAGCGACAGCUGAACUAAGAGUAUCAUUUUUUUACGUCAACAAUGGACUCACUUCAUGCAUCACUUCUACACGUAAUAUUCCUAUUUCCAACCCUGAAACCUGUAAAGCUCAACCUGAUCUCAUUAGAACCAAAACACGAGUACAAAGUAUCCUUAUCGAUGAAAAAAACCAACCCCCCUUACGACCCACCAGUCUACUCGAACACCAGUGAUUUCAAACAACUAGUCAAACACAGCCAAGUAUUCAUCGACAACAGCCUACUAAUCGAGGGUAUCUUCGAAGAAUCCACGUUUCAGUCAAAAUAUCUCAGAAUAGGAGUACCUCCAAAAUGGGGUAAAACCGUCAAUAUGAAAAUGCUGCAGGCAUUUUUCGAAAUCCAAGUACACCAAAAUGGUACACCGAUCGAGCCAAAGGAGACCACUUCCAACUACAGACUGUUCCGAGAGGGUCGAGUAAUCUUGGACGGUGGCACAGUGGAGCAUUUAAGCAAACCAUUUUUGAUCCAUCAGAAUGAUCAGUUUUGUCGCCAGCAUCUGGGUCAAUAUCCAGUGAUGUAUUUACCAUUUCAAAACAUAACCGGUGAUACAGUCGAAGAGAUCAAACAGAGUGUCGACGAUUUCAUCCAACAAGUUUACAACGAGUUCAAAUACAUAAUGAUUCCGAUGGUGAAGCAUCAGAGUAAAAUUAAAAUAGACUCUUAUAUAAUGUUCAAAGUGGAUAGAUUUAAUCAAACCAUCCUCGGCAAUAUCUCCGAUCACACUUUCGCCUUAGAGUUCCUUAGUCAAAUACUAAACGAACAUUUUUCUAAAAAAGUAGUCGUCAUAAUAGACGAUUAUUCGGCUCCGAGUAUCGCUGCGAGGAAAAAUCAAAGAUUUGGCGAGCAUGAAAUUUACCAAGUAGAUGAACUGAUUAACGAUAUGACUUAUAAAUUAACGCAUAAUUUUAAUCAUAACCAGUUAAUAAUUAUUAUCGGAUCGGAGGAUGUGCAUUUACCGACGUUUGAAAAUUUUUGGGAUAAUAAUAUCACGGCGAGAGAUCUGCCUUGGUUUAAACAUUUCGGUUUCAAUCAACAAGACGUCGGUGUUUUGUUCGAAAAGAGGACUGUUUCCGAAGAAUUGCUCAAAUUACCUGUAGAAAGGUACGAGACACGGGAUCAGGACGUUAGUAUGGCGACGAUGGCUCAAUAUUUGAAUCGAGACGAGGUUAAGAAAGUAUUAUUUGAGUGAAAAUUGCAGAUAUUUUAGGCUAUGAGACCUGCCUUGAAUUUUAUUCCUCAGAAUAACUACUCAAAACCAGCACAUUAUCACCUACAAACCUGCAUUUAUAAUAUUGAUUUAAGAGUGUAUAAAUGUACAUAAUUAUUUUUAUUUUUGAAAGGAGCCCAUUUGUUGUCUUUUUUCUGUAUUAUUGCUAUUACGUUGUUAUGAUAUUCUGAUUUUUAUCGAAUAAAUUAUUUUCUUUCAAGAA